Trichomonas vaginalis G3 is the source of this 1347-nucleotide messenger RNA. RefSeq lists its product as uncharacterized. NCBI's taxonomy places the organism in Eukaryota, Parabasalia, Trichomonadida, Trichomonadidae. Bases 1 to 1347 code for a protein of 448 amino acids. The transcript has a single exon. The record is from RefSeq and is a predicted model, not a curated record.
AUGAGUUAUAGAAAUUCGGGUUCAGAGCGCUCUAAAAUUAGAGUCAAAGUUCCAAGAAAGAAGUAUGAUGAAAAUGGAAACGAAAUACCUCAUGUUCACCAUCAUCACUCAGAAAAUGAAAAAAUUGUAAAGCACUCUGAUGGCAGAAUUUCAAGAAAGACAGAAACAUCCACAUACGAUACAGGAAUUACCGUAGAUCCGAUGACUACAAGUGAUAUUACAUAUGAAAUGUUUGAUAAAAUGAAUCAAAAGCCAAAAGAAAAGCCAACUAAAGUUUCACAUCAAAGAUAUACUCGCGAUAGAACCAAAGUCAAUACAGUAGGUAAAAUUAAGCAUUUUCAAUAUGAUUCAUCGGAUGAAGAUAAAUUAUUUACUCAAUUAGAUCCAGAUUAUGAAGCACCAGUUAUUAAAUAUAACAACAUAUUCGUUGGGAAAGGUCAAUUUGAUACUGUUACUACUUCCUCUGCAUCCACAAUUGAAUCAGCAGCUUCAACUCAAGAAGUUGUUUCAAGAGACCUUAGCACACCAUCACCAGACCAAACGAAAGAACCUCGCACAUCCCAAUCCUUUACAAGUUUCAUUGGUGCAGAAAAUGCACAAAUUACUCAAUUUACUUCUCUUCCUGAUGAUUCAGAUAAUCCUAGACCACGUGCUUUCGAUAAAUCAGAUCCAUUUAAGGUUGUUGAUGACAGAGAUACGAAACUUCUUUAUCCAGAAGGAAGAGGAAUUCCAACUCAUUCAUUUGACUCUUCUCAAUACGAAGAUCCAUUUAACUGGCUUUAUAAAGGCCGUGUAACAUCAUUAAAUGAUAUAAAUAAUGAUAAUGCAGAUGAUAAUACUUCAAAUAACAGUGGAUCGUUCCUUGGUGAUGCUUAUAUCAAAGGAAAUGCAUUUUCACCACGAAAGUCAUCAUCUUCAUCUCGUUCUGUUAAAGAAAAACAAAGAUCAGAAUCAAAUACAACAACUUCAACGACUGAAGACGUUUCUAAUGAGUAUUUGAACUAUAAUGGUAAUCUCCAAUCCGUGAGUAGUAAUAUGGAGUCAUUACAUUCACCAGAACCCAAACAAAGAAAUCAAAAUGUUGAUCAGAAACUUGUUUCAAUGACAACUGUAUCUGAACUUAUUUCUGCAACACAAGGAAGUGCUGACUACGUUGAAGCAACGAGAUCUGAUGAUAAAAGAGCAGAAAAAUACGUUGAAGCCACGAAAUCCAUGGAUUCUCAUGUUGAAAUGCCUGAUGAUGAACUCGAAGAGGAAGAUGAGGAAGAAGAUGACUAUGAGGAUGAGGAAGAAGACGAUGAAGAAGAUUUUGAAGAAGAAGAUACAAUGAGAGAUGAAGAAAUUUAA